UGUUGGAGGACGAGAAGCCGUAUCCAAUUGAAGCAGCAAAGGCUUCUGCGAUGACUGUGGAAACCACUGCUUAUGCCUUGCUUCAAGCAUUGUCAAGGAAUGAUAUUGACUAUGCAACACCGAUUGCGAGGUGGCUAACGAUGCAACAGAACUAUGGUGGUGGAUUUCACUCGACGCAGGACACAAUCAUUGCCUUGGAAGCUUCAUCACGAUGCGACAUUGCAUUUCUGAAGAGGGAAGAAGAAAUCAAUAUGCAAAUUCAAUUCCAUGUUUUUGGAAGUCCCAUUGAGAAAACGAUUCAUUUGCGCCAGCAUAAUGCUCUGACUGAGAAAGAAUUGAAGUUUCCACUUGGAAGAAAGAUUCACAUCAAAUUGACUGGUCAAGGAAAUGGGACACUGACUAACCGUACGAUUAGACUGUUUUGAUGAGGAAUUUAAAGAUUAUGUGUCCCAUCCGUUUGACUCACCGUUUGGUACCAUAGGUUGGUACGAUCUUCGUUCGAGAAAGAAAAGGGAUGUUCCAGAGACAGAAAACCGUCAAACCAUUUACUACAAA
Stegostoma tigrinum is the source of this 555-nucleotide messenger RNA. RefSeq names its product complement C3-like. Lineage: Eukaryota; Metazoa; Chordata; Chondrichthyes; Orectolobiformes; Stegostomatidae. Gene Ontology annotation, biological process: complement activation. Bases 51 to 425 code for a protein of 124 amino acids. The record is from RefSeq and is a predicted model, not a curated record. The transcript has 4 exons.